GAUGCGCUCCAGAGGAAAAGCCGCCUCAUCGCUGCAGAUCACACGCGCAAAGAGCGAAACCUCACCAUGCUUCUGCGCCACCGCAAAGGAGAUUCACCGCAAACCUCCGGUGGUGGAUUACCGAACUGAUACAACGGAAACUCGUCUCAGAUAAGUAGGAAAAAAAUAUCAUCCUGCUUGUUUAGACUGAUUUCAGAUCAGCGUCGAAAGCGGCAAAGCGUAAAGUCCAGUUUAAAGAUUUGAUGCAGCCUACUGAGACUUUGGUGCGCUCAAAAAUAUUCCGGAUUGUUGGUGGCACUUAAGAGGUGUCAAGUCUUAUCUCAAGGAUCAGUCUUUGUGAAUGCACGACCUGGAAAUAAACUCUACAUUAUUAUUGGAUGAAAAAGCCCGUAGACGCACACUGUGGGAACUAAUCUGAAUUUAGAGCACAGGCAUGUAGUUUUGGGGGGAGCAGAGGGGAGGAUUUGGACUUCGAGAAUGAACUUCUGCUUACUUUCUGUGCUGUAAGACACAUCAAGCCAUGGGUUGAAAGAGACGAUGAUAGGCUGCGGGGAUAUUCAACGUGGGAGGGAGCAGAAUUUUCUGUGUUAUGUAAUGAUUGACGGUGCCUGAUAAUUAGGGGUAGAUUUAACAAGCAUCACCCCUCCCAUUACCCCAUCCCCCUUCCCCUGUAUAUCGAGGAGACCCGAGAACGGCUGAUGCAUGUGAGAUGUCUUUAACUAAAAUCUAAUCUCAGAGGUCUUAAAGUAACUGAGCAGGAUAUGUCACAGGUCAGUUGGUACAUUCAUAUUCUACUUGCUCCUCUCAGAGAGUCACCAAGGCAAGCUGAAGCUGACUGUAGAUGUUUGAGCAGCCACAUUUAGAAAACACACCUACCUUCCCCUCCCCCCCCAGCCACAGUUUGUUUUUAAAGCUUUGGUUAAUAAAUUAAAUCAUGAUGCUCCAAAGUCUGGAACUGCUCCAUGUUGAUUUGGCAUGGACUUACAAGAUGGCUGUGACUUCAGGAAAUCAUGCAGUCAUCUGUGUCUUGAGCUUCUUUUUGAGCUUUGCACUCUCUUAUUGGCAUCACAACAUUUUUAAUGGCUACUAACAUGCUAUAAUGCUCAUUUCUACCCUCAGCUUUGGGGAUAUGUAGUCACUCUGAAAAUCUCAACCUCCUAAUCUCUGUGACUUCCUGUUUCUGAACAACUGACGCUCAUAGUUCAUCUUCAUCUGAGCCUUCGUUGGUCCCUCCCUCCCCCCCACUCAUCAGGGCUGGUGGGGGGGGUGGAUCUCGGCCCUACGGGGUCAAAACUGUGGUGGUGGCCGGUGGUGGUCAUACCCUUAGAGGCAGGGUUUCCACCAUGGAGACCAGCCCAGAAAGCCCCAACCGGGCAGUGGAGUACCUGCUGGAGCUUAACAACAUCAUCGAGAGCCAGGCCAAGCUCCUGGAGACCCAGCGCCGCCGCAUUGAGGAACUGGAAGGCCAGCUGGACCGGGUCAGCCAGGAGAACCAGGACCUGAGGCUGGAACGCAACCCACGGACACCUGGUCCAGACACCUUGGAGCAGAACCACAACCACAACCAGCCUCUGUCCCUCCCCAUCCAUCAUGGCAGCGGUGGUGGCGGUAGCAGCGGGAACGGUAGCACCUCAACAGCUCAGGCGGCAGCCGGAUCAGCCACAACGCCAGGGCCAAGCAGGGAGAGGAGGACCCACAUCAGACUGACACGCGGCCUCUCCUGUGGCUCCUCCACCACAGACCGAACGCUGGAACGCACCGACAGCACAGACACCAACACCAGUUCCACCUUACGCAGGAAUGUGGAAGAGGAGUCCCAGUGUCCAGAGACAGGCACCCACAAAGACAGCUCCUUCAGCCAUACGCCCUACAUGCACAGUUCAGAGCGCUACGGUGACAGCAGUACCAGCACCCCCACUGCUACCAGAGGCCCUUCAUGUGUAACUGCCUCCAGCUCAGCCAGCUUGGCCUGGGCACUACGAACACGCCACCAACCUGCGAGUCUGGCCCUCCGCAAGCAAGAGGAAGAGGAAAACAAGAGAUGCAAGGCCCUGUCAGAUAGCUAUGAGCUCUCGACUGAUCUACAAGAUAAGAAGGUGGAGAUGCUGGAAAGAAAGUACGGUGGCUCCUUUGUAAGUCGCAGAGCAGCAAGGACCAUUCAGACUGCCUUCAGACAGUAUCGCAUGAACAAGAACUUUGAAAGGCUCAGAAGCUCUGCCUCAGAGAGCCGCAUGACACGCCGCAUCAUCCUGUCCAACAUGAGACUGCAGUAUUCCUUUGAUGAGCGACAGCCUCAGCAGCAGGCCCAAACACAAACAAACUUCACCCACAGUGUGGCCAUAGGGCCUCCUCAUUCACCCAAUGCAGACCAACCAGGAGACUACACCCACUUAGAGGACUCCUUCUCCAAACAGGUAAAGUCUUUAGCUGACUCGAUAGAUGAAGCACUUACCUGCCGCGCGGGUCGCAAUGACUCCCAGGAGGGCAGCAGGGAGGGUGGAGGGAUGAGUGAAGACUUUGGGGAGUGUGUGUGGAGCAGCAGCAGCAACCCCUCCUCCCAGAGAGGUUUGGGAGAAAGAGCCAGGGGAGCUGGAGGAGGACUCAGUAUGCAUGGCGACAGUACAGCCACCUCUUACAGUGAUGUCACCCUUUACAUGGAUGAUGGCAUGCCGUCCUCUCCGCUGUCCCUGGACCGGGCACCGAGCAGCACAGAUACAGAGUACUGGGGCCCUGGUGGUGGGGUUGGAGGGCGUGAGGACAGCAGGGACACUGAGGGAGGGGGCAGCAGUAACAGUCGGCGGAGCACCCCAUGCACCGAGUGCAGGGACUAUCGUCUGAGGGGCGCACAUUUGCCUCUCCUCACAAUUGAGCCGCCCAGUGACAGCUCAGUGGACAUGAGUGACCGAUCAGACCGGGGCUCUCUGAGUAGACAGCUGGUAUUUGAGCAGGAGCCUGGGGUUGGAGCUGGCUCCCCUCAGGGAACCCUCAAACACUCCCCCAACACAGGCCCCCGCCUCCCCCACCACGGCCCCCCGCCCUGCCUCCACAGCGGCUGCCCAGGGUCAGACUCGAGCCCCUGGCAGACCCAUACCCACACACAUCCCGCACCAGGUGGCAGCUCACCACCACCAUCACCACCACCCUAUCCACCACCAUCAGUACCUGACACACCUUCAUCCUCCUCCUCCCCCCAGCAGCCCCCCACCACACCUAUGUCCUCCUCCUCCUCUACAGCUCUGCCCCCUGGUGGUCUGGAGCAGCCAUGCUGCUCCGAUGGGGAUAAUGACUCACUUAACUCUACUACCAACUCCAAUGAGACAGUCAACUGCAGCUCGGGCUCCUCAUCUCAGGACAGUCUACGGGAGCCCCUGCCUCCUCUGGGCAAGCAGACCUAUCAGAGAGAGAGCCGCCAUAGCUGGGAUUCUCCACCCUUCAACAGUGAUGUGGUACAGAGACGCCAGUACCGCAUAGGUCUCAACCUUUUCAACAAGAAGCCAGAGAAAGGGAUCCAGUACCUGAUAGAAAGAGGAUUUGUAUCUGACACUCCUGUUGGGAUUGCUCGCUUCAUCCUAGAGAGGAAAGGCCUUAGUAGGCAGAUGAUUGGAGAGUUCCUGGGAAACCGACAGAAACAAUUCAACAAAGAUGUUUUGGACUGUGUGGUGGAUGAGAUGGAUUUUUCAGGUAUGGACCUGGAUGACGCUCUGAGGAAGUUCCAGGCUCAGAUUAAAGUUCAGGGAGAAGCCCAAAAAGUGGAGAGGCUCAUAGAGGCUUUCAGUCAGAGAUACUGUGUGUGUAAUCCUACCCUGGUUCGGCAGUUUCAGAACCCUGAUACCAUCUUCAUCUUGGCCUUUGCCAUAAUCCUCCUCAACACAGAUAUGUACAGUCCCAAUGUCAAAGCUGAGAGGAAGAUGAAAAUAGAGGAUUUCAUCAAGAAUUUGCGAGGUGUAGACAAUGGUCAGGAUAUACCCAGGGACAUGUUGGUUGGGAUCUACCAACGGAUACAGAAAUGGGAGCUACGGACCAAUGAUGACCAUGUGUCCCAAGUGCAGGCAGUGGAGAGGGUCAUUGUGGGCAAGAAACCUGUGCUGUCCCUUCCCCAUCGUAGACUGGUGUGUUGCUGCCAACUCUAUGAGGUACCUGACCCUAACAGACCUCAGAGGGCAGGAGUGCACCAACGAGAGGUCUUCCUCUUUAAUGACCUGCUGGUGGUGACCAAAAUCUUCCAGAAGAAAAAAACAUCAGUGACUUACAGUUUCAGACAACAUUUCCCUUUGGUUGAGAUGCAAGUGCACAUGUUCCAGAACUCAUAUUAUCCUCAUGGCAUCCGCCUGACCUCAGCAGUCCUGGGAGGGGAAAGGAAAGUUCUUAUCAUCUUUAUGGCACCCAGUCAGCAAGACCGCACCCGCUUUGUUAGCGACCUCAGGGAGAGUAUUGCUGAAGUGCAAGAGAUGGAGAAAUAUAGAGUUGAAUCGGAGUUAGAGAAACAGAAAGGUGUGAUGCGACCCAGCUUACUGAGUGGAGGGGUGGUUGGAGGAGGUGUAGGUGUGAAGAGCGAUGUUGUGAAUGGCACUCUGGGAAGGACAAGUUUUGAUGACAACUGCUCGGUGGGUGAGGGUCUGAAACGCACAGCGCUCAGCUCAUCUCUCAGGGAUCUAUCGGAGACAGGGAAACGUGGUCGCAGGAACAGUGUUGGUUCUCUGGACAGUACCAUGGAAGGCUCCAUCAUUAGCAGCCCACAGCCACACCAGCGCUACCCAGUGCCAGGUGUGAUCCCUGGCUGCUAUGGAACAGAAGACUUCCGGCCUCACCGCCCCAUCCUGAGCCCCGGAACGGGGGUGGGGGGUGGGCCGGGGCAGCAACAUACCACUGCUGGGACAGGAGUUGGGGGAGUCUCCAGCAGUGCAGAGAGAACAGGAGCGGGGAGUGCCCCUGGGGGGAGCAGCAACAACAACAGCAGCUCCUUCCUGGGCUCCCUGUUUGGCAGCAAACGUGCCAAACCACCAGGGCCCCUUAUUCCACCGGGGCCACCUUACCCCGCACCUGUCCCCCCACCGACUACGGGAGGGCCCCCUCCUCACUCCCCUUCACCUCUGUGCCAGUUGGACGGGGGGCCUUCCAAGAUCCAGGCGCUGCACGCACAGUACUGUCACGCGAGCACCGUGCAGCCCCCACCACCUUACUACCAUCACCAUCGCUACCACGUCCAAGCUGUCCCUCCUCCUUUGCAAGGUGUGCCCCCUCAUACUAUACAGAGAGGCCCAGUACCCUGUCGUCCACCGCUUGGCCCACCACUCGCUCAGCACCCGCAGCUGGCCCAUCUCUCCCAGCUCUCCCAGCAUGGACUUCCGGGUCGUUACGCCAACAUGGUGGUGGGAUGUCCCCUGCCCCUUUCUCCUCUCUCCCAACAUUCCCAGAACCCACAGUUCACCCUCUACCACGCACAGCCCACACACUCUGUCAGAGGGGCCGGCGGCCCUGGUACCAAACUUCCACUAACCCUAUCUCACUCCCACCCACACCCCCACGCACACUCCCAAACCCACCCCGGACACGCUCACACACCACACCCAGUCAGCCAUUCCACCCACCAAACACACUUUAUAUUCGGCACUCUGCCCCACAACCUACCAUCCCACCCCGGGCAGCCUCAGCAGGGGCCACAGGUGACAGGAGCUGGAGCGACAGGUACAGGGGGCAGCUCCAAAUCCAAGCCUAUCAACCGGAUAAGUACCGUAGUGUGA
Molecule: messenger RNA, 5741 nt
Organism: Monopterus albus (swamp eel)
Lineage: Eukaryota; Metazoa; Chordata; Actinopteri; Synbranchiformes; Synbranchidae
Gene: iqsec2b
Product: IQ motif and Sec7 domain ArfGEF 2b
Biological process (GO): actin cytoskeleton organization; regulation of ARF protein signal transduction
Molecular function (GO): guanyl-nucleotide exchange factor activity
Source: RefSeq, a predicted model, not a curated record